Messenger RNA from Penicillium digitatum Pd1, 1323 nucleotides. NCBI's taxonomy places the organism in Eukaryota, Fungi, Ascomycota, Eurotiomycetes, Eurotiales, Aspergillaceae. The record is from RefSeq and is a predicted model, not a curated record.
AUGGCUGAUUUACAAGGUCGCAAGGUCUUCAAGGUUUUCAACCAGGACUUUAUCGUGAGCGAGCAAUACAAUGUAACAAAGGAGCUUGGCCAGGGAGCCUAUGGUAUCGUGUGCGCCGCAACCAACGUCCAGACCGGCGAGGGCGUCGCCGUCAAGAAGGUCACCAAUGUCUUCAGCAAGAAGAUCCUGGCCAAGCGGGCUUUGCGAGAGAUCAAGCUGCUCCAGCAUUUCCGUGGCCAUCGCAAUGUAGGCCGCAGAUCAUCCUUAUCGAUGCCUACACCCGCUAACGCAGCCCUCCAGAUCACAUGUCUGUACGAUAUGGAUAUUCCCCGACCGGACAACUUUAACGAAACAUAUCUCUAUGAGGAGUUGAUGGAAUGUGACCUGGCUGCUAUCAUCCGCUCCGGCCAGCCGUUGACCGAUGCCCACUUCCAAUCUUUCAUCUACCAGAUCCUCUGUGGUCUCAAGUACAUCCACUCGGCCAACGUCCUGCAUCGUGAUCUCAAACCCGGUAACCUGCUGGUCAAUGCCGACUGCGAACUCAAGAUUUGUGACUUUGGCCUGGCUCGUGGUUUCUCCAUUGAUCCAGAGGAGAAUGCAGGCUACAUGACCGAGUACGUCGCAACCAGAUGGUACCGUGCGCCCGAGAUCAUGUUGAGCUUCCAGAGUUAUACCAAAGCAAUUGACGUCUGGUCCGUUGGCUGCAUCCUUGCCGAGCUCCUCGGCGGCCGGCCCUUCUUCAAGGGUCGCGACUACGUCGACCAGCUGAACCAGAUCCUGCACUACCUGGGCACACCGAACGAAGAAACCCUGGCACGCAUUGGUUCCCCUCGCGCACAAGAAUACGUGCGCAACUUGCCCUUCAUGCCCAAGGUAGCCUUCAAGCAGCUGUUCCCUCAAGCCAACCCCGAUGCGUUGGACCUGUUGGACCGCAUGCUGGCAUUCGAUCCGUCGUCUCGUAUCUCUGUCGAGGAGGCCCUCGAGCACCCCUACUUGCACAUUUGGCACGACGCCUCCGACGAGCCAAACUGCCCCACGACCUUCGAUUUCCACUUCGAGGUUGUUGACGAAGUCCCCGACAUGCGUAAGAUGAUCCUCGACGAGGUCAUCCGCUUCCGUGCGACCGUCCGCCAGCAAUCGCAGGCCCACGCCGCCCAGCAGCAGCAGAUCGCUCAGCAGACUAACAUCCCCAUUCCGGAUAACCAACAGGGUCCUUGGAAGACCGAGGAUCCUAGACCUCAGGAGGCUACCGCUGGCGGUGGCUACAACCCUAAUGACUUGGAAUCCUCGCUGCAGCGCGGCAUGGACGUGCAUCACAGUUGA